This is a messenger RNA of Penicillium lagena, 1299 nucleotides long. RefSeq lists its product as uncharacterized. Gene Ontology annotation, molecular function: monooxygenase activity; FAD binding. The record is from RefSeq and is a predicted model, not a curated record. The coding region runs from base 1 to 1299 and encodes 432 amino acids. The transcript has 2 exons. NCBI's taxonomy places the organism in Eukaryota, Fungi, Ascomycota, Eurotiomycetes, Eurotiales, Aspergillaceae.
AUGGCUAUUGAAGAUCUCGUUUCCUCGGAGACAUUCCAUGUCGCCAUAAUUGGGGGUGGCAUUGGUGGACUUGCGGUCGCUCUGUCUAUUGCAAAGUACAGCCCGACGCUCGCCAAAAUAACGGUGUACGAACAGGCUCCUGAAUACGGAGAGAUUGGCGCCGGUGUGGGCAUUGGGAUCCAAGCCGGUCGAGUGUUGAGGAAUCUCGGCGUCUAUGAGGCCGUUGAUGCCAUCUCUGGGCAUCGCAACGGUUGCCACCGCAGUACCCGACGCUAUGACAACGACGACAUAAUCGUCGACGUGCUCGCAGCCAACUCGGAUGGGUUGGCCGACGGUAUCGGCCAGCUGUGGGUGCAUCGGGCGGACUUUCUGGAAGUUCUAUACAACGAGAUCCGCAAAAGAGGCUGUGCAAAGCUCGAGACUGGUAAAAAGGCCGUUAAACUUGAAGAUUGCGGUUCGACAGUUUCGAUCAUUUUUGAGGACGGAUCUUCUUCUUUGGCACAUCUGGUCAUCGCUUGCGACGGCAUACACAGCACAAUCAGAUCCCAGUUCGCCGUCGACAGACCCACUUAUUCUGGUCGCAUCGCAUACCGGGGCACCCUUCCUUUUGCCGGCACCGAACUCGCAGAGUCGUGGCCAUAUCCAUCGCUGACCGUCUCAUGGCUUGCACCAGACAAGCACUUCCUUGUUUUUCCCAUCUCCAAGGGCCGUCUGCUCAAUGUUGUAGGGUUUGUCACUAAACACGAGGAUGAGCUAGACGGACUCAAAGAGAGUUGGAAGAGCGCUGCACCCCGAGAAGACCUCGAACAGGAGUACGCGGGUUGGACUCCUAAGGUGCAGAAGAUAAUCCGGUCUAUGAGCCCAGUUGUGAGCAAAUGGAAACUGAACGACCGGGAGCUGUUAUCCGAUUGGUGCUAUAUGGAUGGCAAGGUUGUUCUCAGCGGCGAUGCUGCGCACGCCAUGCUCCCUCAUCAAGGGUCUGGCGCCGGCCACGCAAUCGAAGAUGCCAAUGUCUUGGGCCUCGCAAUAAGAGAUUUCCUGCGCAAUCCAAGCGCUAGUCUCUCUACUUACAUGGCACUGUAUCAAGCGGUGCGGCUCCCACGAGCACAAAAAGCACAGAUCACGUCGCGCCAGGCCGGCGACGUGUAUGAGUUUCAGGGUCCCGAUUUCAAGGGAUUAAGUUUCGAAGAGUGCAUCCCAGUCGCGGCAGAGAAGCUGAAAGACCGCAUGGCGUGGGUGUGGAGCGGAGAUCUCGACAAGGAUUAUGUGGCGGCGAAGGCGAAGGCGGGUAUGGAGUGA